Molecule: messenger RNA, 1317 nt
Organism: Penicillium alfredii
Lineage: Eukaryota; Fungi; Ascomycota; Eurotiomycetes; Eurotiales; Aspergillaceae
Product: acyl-CoA dehydrogenase family protein
Exons: 4
Coding region: 1-1317 (438 amino acids)
Molecular function (GO): flavin adenine dinucleotide binding; oxidoreductase activity, acting on the CH-CH group of donors
Source: RefSeq, a predicted model, not a curated record
AUGGCCCGCGCACUCCGCGCCCCCACCGCUCCAUACAGCGAGCCUCUCCUCCCCCAACUCGACCUCCGCAACCCCUACUACACCGACCUGCAUUAUGCACUUCGCGCCCAUGUACGCAACUACGUCGAGACCUCGAUCGCCCCCCACGCCCAGGAAUGGGAAGCAGCAGGCCAAGUCCCCGAGCCGGUGCGCCGCCGGUACUGCGAGCUGGGCUUCGGCAUCGUGCACCCGCUCACGACGGAAGAGGACUCGGCCGGCCUGUUGCUGCCGGGCAAUGUGCCGCGCGAGAAAUGGGACACCUGGUGCUCGCUGAUCGUGUCGGACGAGCUUACGCGCGUGGGUUUCGUGGGCGUGACUUGGGGUCUUGGGGGUGGGAAUGGCAUCGGGUGUCCGCCCAUUGCGAGGUUCGGUUCGCCUGAGCAGCGGCGUCGGUGGUUACCGCGUGUUGCGCGUGGGGAGAUUCGGUUUUGUUUGGGGGUUACGGAGCCUGAUGCUGGCUCGGAUGUCGCUAAUAUCUCGACUACGGCCAAACGAGACGGUGAUCAUUACAUUGUUAAUGGGGCAAAGAAGUGGAUUACCAAUGGCCUCUGGGCUGAUUAUUGCACUGCUGCUGUCCGGACUGGUGGUCCGGGCAAGUCGGGGAUUAGCUUGCUUGUCAUUCCGUUGGCUGCUGCUGGGGUCACUCGCAGGCGCAUGUUUAAUUCUGGCGUGAACGCCAGCGGAUCUACCUUCAUCGAACUAGACGAUGUGCGCGUCCCCGCCGAAAACCUGAUCGGCGAAGAAAACAAGGGCUUCUUGCUGAUCAUGUCGAACUUCAACCCCGAACGGCUCGCACUCGCAUGCGCAUCGUUGCGGCUGGCCCGCGUGUGCGCCGAAGACGCCUUCAACUACGCCAUUCAGCGCGAGACAUUCGGCUCCCCUCUAAUCCAGAAGCAAGCCAUCCAAGCCAAGAUCUUCAAGUUUGGGCUGAUGAUCGAGCCGGCUUACGCGUUCAUGGAACAGCUCGUUAAUAUCCUCGAGCUCACGAAGGACCGACCCGUGGACGAUGUCAAGAUCGGUGGCAUGACCGCUUUGCUCAAGGUCAUGUCCACGAGGGCGCUGGAGAAGAGCGUCCGUGAAGCGCAGCAGAUUCUUGGAGGUGCUGGGUAUAACAAGGCUGGGAAAGGGGCAAGAAUUGAGCAGAUCAGCCGUGACGCCCGGGUUCAUGUGGUUGGGGGCGGCAGCGAGGAGAUCAUGAUGGGGCUGGCGCUCCAGGAGGAGACCAAAGCUCUUCGGACUCGGCGAAAGGCGCUUGAAACGAGACAGUCGAAGGUAUAG